Messenger RNA from Ricinus communis (castor bean), 2938 nucleotides. RefSeq names its product probable glycosyltransferase STELLO1. The transcript has 3 exons. Bases 373 to 2673 code for a protein of 766 amino acids. NCBI's taxonomy places the organism in Eukaryota, Viridiplantae, Streptophyta, Magnoliopsida, Malpighiales, Euphorbiaceae. The record is from RefSeq and is a predicted model, not a curated record.
GAAGAAAUUUACCCCAACAUCUUGCCUUGCCUUGUGUGUGCCACUGCAAUUACAGUUAGAGAGAGACAGAGAGAAAAAUAAAUAAAUAAAACACAGAAAAAAAGAAAAAGAAAAAAAUGAGAAAUCAAAUUAUUGACUGCCUUCUUGUCUGUCUGUACAAAGAGUCAAAGUGUAGGGGAACUGAGCAAAGGAGAGUGAGAGAUUCACAAAGAAAUUGUAGUAGGAGUAGUAGCAGUAGUACUUGUUUUCUAGGUUCCCAGAGCUGAAAACAGAACAAACAGAAUCACUCUGUGGUAGACAGAAAAAGAGAGUUGUUUUAGUGUAAAGACUUUUUCUUGAUUUUUCUUUUUUCUUGCUUUGUAGGGUUCAGCAAUGUUGGUUCAAGAACGUGCAACUCCAAAGUCCCCCAAAUCACCUAGAACAACACUGCCCACAGUCAAUCACCAUAACAAUUAUCGUUUCUCACCAUCAAAAUCUCUAGAUUUCUCAACUUGGUUCACUGAAAACCUUUACAAAAUUAUAAUCUGUUUCUUUCUCAUUGCUACUGUAGCCGCCGUUUUCUUUCUCAGAAACACCGGUGACACUGCUGCUUUUCUUUAUCUCCAAUCAAAGUCGCAACCCAUUGAAAAAACCUUGCCUUUUCCGCAUAUUAAUUGGAAUCAAAUCAAACCCAUUACUGAUAGCGCGUCCCCUUUCGUGAAUUUUCGCACAGAAAGAUGGAUCGUUGCUUCUGUAUCUGAUUAUCCAAGUGAUUCACUUAAAAAGCUUGUUAAAAUUAAAGGGUGGCAGUUGUUGGCAAUUGGAAAUUCAAAGACCCCGAAAGGUUGGGCUUUGAAGGGUUGUAUAUACCUGUCUUUAGAGCAACAAGCUAGUUUAGGGUUUAGGGUUGUGGAUUUUGUGCCAUUUGAUUCUUAUGUGAGAAAAAGUGUUGGGUAUUUGUUCGCUAUUCAACACGGUGCUAAGAAGAUUUUUGAUGCUGAUGAUCGUGGGGAGGUGAUUGGUGAUGAUUUAGGGAAGCAUUUUGAUGUUGAAUUGGUCGGGGAGGGUGCUAGACAAGAGACUAUAUUGCAGUAUAGUCAUGAGAAUGAGAAUAGGACUGUUGUUAAUCCUUAUAUUCAUUUUGGUCAAAGGUCUGUUUGGCCUAGAGGUUUGCCAUUAGAGAAUGUUGGUGAAAUUGGUCAUGAAGAGUUCUACACACAGGUUUUUGGUGGGAAACAGUUUAUACAACAAGGUAUAUCGAAUGGGUUGCCUGAUGUUGAUUCUGUUUUUUAUUUUACUAGGAAAUCUGGUUUAGAAAGUUUUGAUAUCAGGUUUGAUGAGCAUGCCCCAAAAGUUGCAUUGCCUCAAGGUAUAAUGGUGCCUCUUAAUUCCUUUAAUACAAUUUAUCAGUCUUCUGCCUUUUGGGGUUUGAUGCUUCCAGUUUCGGUUAGUACAAUGGCCUCUGAUGUAUUGAGGGGUUAUUGGGGGCAAAGGCUAUUAUGGGAGAUUGGUGGGUACGUUGUUGUUUAUCCACCUACUGUGCAUAGAUAUGAUAGGAUAGAGGCAUACCCAUUUUCGGAGGAGAAAGAUCUUCAUGUAAAUGUUGGGAGGUUGAUAAAGUUUUUGAUUGCUUGGAGAUCGACUAAGCAUAGGUUGUUCGAAAAGAUUUUGGAGUUGAGUUAUGCAAUGGCAGAGGAGGGCUUUUGGACUGAGCAGGAUGUGAAGUUUACUGCUGCAUGGCUUCAGGAUUUGAUUGCUGUUGGGUAUCAGCAGCCUAGAUUAAUGUCUCUGGAAUUGGAUAGGCCACGGGCAAGUAUUGGUCACGGGGAUCGAAGGGAAUUUAUUCCACGCAAGUUACCAUCUGUGCAUCUUGGAGUAGAGGAAAUAGGGACAGUGAAUUAUGAGAUUGGAAAUCUGAUUCGUUGGAGGAAGAAUUUUGGGAAUAUUGUGCUUAUUAUGUUCUGUACUGGGCCUGUGGAACGGACAGCUUUGGAAUGGAGAUUGCUUUAUGGGAGGAUCUUCAAAACUGUGGUUAUUUUGUCACAGCAGAAGAAUGAGGAUCUUGCUGUUGAAGAAGGCAAUUUGGAACAGUUAUACAGGCAUCUGCCCAAAAUAUUUGAUCGGUUUACUAGUGCAGAAGGCUUUUUAUUCCUUAAGGAUGACACUAUCCUUAAUUAUUGGAAUUUGCUUCAGGCAGACAAGAGUAAGCUGUGGAUUACUGACAAGGUAUCCAAAUCCUGGAGUACUGUGUCAACCAAUGGAAACUCAGAUUGGUAUGCAAAACAAGCAGAAAUGGUAAAACGUGUUGUUGGUUCAAUGCCUGUUCACUUCCAAGUCAAUUAUAAGGAUGCUAUGAAGAAUGAUCAGAGCAUAACGAUAUGCAGUUCCGAGAUAUUUUACAUUCCUCGUCACUUUGUACCUGACUUUGUAGAUCUUGUCAGCCUUGUGGGUGAUCAGGAAAUCCAUAACAACAUUGCAAUACCAAUGUUCUUUGUUUCAAUGGAUUCACCUCAGAAUUUUGACUCUGUGCUUAGUACAAUGGUUUAUAAGCGAAAGCCACCAUCUAAUAAUUCAACCCUUUAUAAUGCUCAAGCAUCUGCUGUUCACCCGUGGAAUGUGUCAAGUGAACAGGAUUUCAUAAAGCUGGUAAGAAUAAUGGCAGAAGGUGAUCCGCUCCUAAUGGAGUUAUUUUGAAGGUAAAGACCAUCUUUUCAUACUUACAGGAAUGACGAUAGAGACAAAGAAAGAAACUGUACCUUUUUGUAAUCUGUUAUACAAAAUUCUAUUGUUUUCCCAAUUUUUCCAGGGAGGGCUCUUCAUUUGUUUCUUUUCUCAAUUCCCUUUCUUUUUGUAAGUUCUCUUUUAAAUUUCUUUGUAGAUUUACCUUCUUGUAUUAUUCAUUUACUGGUUGAGAAUUUAUCCCAAUGAGAAAAUAUUGCAAUCUGUUUUCCUUUGUCAA